Messenger RNA from Sungouiella intermedia, 7755 nucleotides. The record is from the annotation of a GenBank genome assembly. NCBI's taxonomy places the organism in Eukaryota, Fungi, Ascomycota, Pichiomycetes, Serinales, Metschnikowiaceae.
AUGACCUCAUGUUGUCUCCAGUCUACUCCAUAUAAGCAAGGUUGCGGCCAAAGUAGGCAUAUCGAAAACACCUGUAUACCAGCCAGUCGGUCCGUAAAAGAUAUCCAGACCAUCGUCAAGCCCAACAAGAAACGAAACACUGUUGUUUCUCUUCCCAGACAUAUGCACAUUUCUCACCUAAUAUUGCUACUUAUAGUGGCAUGGAAGCUUUUCUGGUGGGUGGUGUAUGGCCUCUUCGGAGUUCACCUUGGAUACAUCACCAUCAACAACGGCUUCCUGUUCAACUCCAUCGAGUGGUCCACCAGAAGGUUCCGCAUCACUGCCAGGUCCGUCCGCCUUCGAUUAUGGGGAAAUUCGAAAAAAUGCAUCAUCACGAACCUAGAUGUGGUUCUACAUAACCAUCAUUCCAAGAAACAAAGACAUUCUUCGACUAGCGAGUCUCCGUCCUCUUUGUCUAUAUAUCCCAAAAACUGGGCUGGGAAGCUACUUUUCCGCUGGGUGGCCAAGAUGUUUCCGACAAUCGACUUGGACGUGCGGACACUCACGUUGAAUCAUCAGAAAGCAACUUUGGACAUAGACUCAUUCAGGGUCCAGGUGGAGAAGCGCAACACCACUCACGAAAAAUCUGCUUAUUACUAUUCGUGUCUAUUGGCAAUCAAACAAUUGGAAGGUGUGGCCUCGGUGCUGACCACACGACUUCCAUUUUCAUUAGGCCAGUUCUCAGUGCUGACCAGCCUAUCUAUCCAGACUAAAACUGGCCAGCUUGGUGACAUAUCCUGUCAAAUUCAUUUGGACAGUCUGAAGGUGGAUGUUUUUGGACUCAUAAAGCUGCUUUUAGCUCUGAGUCCUCGUAAGAAACAGCAUCACCAUUCAAUCUCCGACAUUGAAGGUCAACUCGAGUCGCUCACCAAUUUCCACAACGAAUUCUUCACGAGCUUCCUGGAGUUUUCUAUCACUGUUGCAAAUUCAGAAGUUGAUGGAAUUCCCCUCUUUUCUGCUUCUGACGAAUGCAGUUUGACAGAAUUUCUCGAGAAAGACAAACCAGAUUCGUCCUUGAGACUUUCUGUCAAUUCCGUUUCUUGCAACUUGGCCAGAGUAGAAGGCAACGCCGCGGGUUUCGAUGUUCUCUUUGACAACUCGAAUGAUCAUCCUUUUGAGCUCACAAGCUCUGCUCUGUUGUUGAAGUUAAGCUUUGUCACAAGACACUUCCAUCACGAAUCUGAACUGACAGUUACUGACGUGGACGAGUUCUUUAAUUUCCCCAAUUGCACAUUUACGUUCAAGUCCAAUGUUACGGAUAAUUUGGCUAGGGGAAACGGCUUCAAAAACUGCGUCAUGGAGUUAUUUCUGACGGGUAGUAGCCCUAUGCUCGAUGUGGAUGUUGACCAAUUUGCCCUUUUGGCAUACAACUACGUCGUGGUUAAGAAAAUCAUGAAACUUCGCAAAAUUAAACAGUCUCAACCUGAGGCAUUUACAACUCAUCUGGACCCAGAAUUGUCGGGUUCUGAGACUGACGAUGAUACGAGGAUUGCAGAUUCUAUUCCAGGAACUCCGGAUACUCGCCAACCAGAGGGUAAAGUCACUCGUUUUGCUCAAAUUAUCGAUAGAUCUGUUGCUCUUCUCAACGAGUUCUAUCCCAAAAUCGAUUUCAAAUUCACAGUCGAACAGCCUAGAGCUGUACUCCGCAACCGAAUUGACAAGACCACCCAAAUUCUCAUGCUUUCUUUUGCUACGUUUUCAUUCCACGCUUUGAGUACAGAAUUGGAUGAUUAUGUUGGCAAGAUUCACUUUUUGCACCCAUGCAUGACCUUCAGUGAACGAUACGAGACCGCCAAUGGGAACCGCCACUACCAAGAGGAGUUCUUCGGUCUCUCUCAUAUGAGGCUGAAGAUUGAAGUCAUGAAAAAUCUCAAGUUUAAAGUUGCAUUGGGAGUCUCCGGUGGUUUCAUCAGUUUAGCCAAACCAGAUGUUCUCAACGGUAUCAAUUCCCUCAUCAAGAUAUGCACGAAGGUAGUCAACCACCAGAUGAAGAACGGCUUAAUCAAUAUUCAUUAUGACGCUGAAAUUGUCAGAGAGCGUGACUUCAAUCCUUUGCGUUCCAGAAAUCGUAAGCAAAAUAUGGAGGACAUAACCAUGGAUUCUGUAUUUUCAGCAUUACCUGAUUGGUUCGUUGAGUUGGAGCUUCACGCUUCGAACAUGAAUGUCAAACUUGGAUCUGCCUCUCCACUCCUUCCUCCAGACCUUAUAUCCAAACUCUCAGAGUCUAAGGAUAGGAGAGUAAAUGAUACGAAAAAUGCUUUGAAUUUCUCGAUUGAUGAGUUCAAGUGGAAUUUACUGAGCGCAAAUGCUAAUGAAACCUCAUCAACACCGUCAAAUGCUUCUCUGGAUACCUUAAGCGGAGAGAAAAGUAAGCAAACAUUCUGGAAAGUUCUUACAUCGGCCAGAGAUGUUUCAUUGUGCCUCAUUGAGAACGGAAAUAAGUCAUCACCAGUUUUGAAUUUCCCAUCCAUUUACAGCUCACUCUCGGCUGCUAUAGUUGACAACAAACCCAAAGUCAUCCUUGACUUUGAUAUCGAUGAGAUACUGGGCUUGAUUGAUAGGCAUAGAAUAUUCGCCAUGAUAGGACUGAUUUACCUAUUAAAAGUGACAAUCAUUGAGCCAUUGCAGAUUUUGAAGGAGAAAAUCAAACGAAGCACUGCAACCCUACGUCUGCAAGAGGACGAACGCAAAGAAGCAUCGAUGCAGCAGUAUUUGCUUUUUGAUUUCAGCGUUCAACGAUUUAAUUACGUUGCAGCUCUAUCAAACGAUUUCAAGAUUCGUUUACAACUUUAUUCAUUUGCUACUGAGAUUUCCCAAGGAGUUAUCAAUGUCACAAACGGCUUUGCUAGGUUAUUGGCUGACUCUCCUAUUAUAAAUGGGUACUGGAACAGAAUGAUUUGCUUGGACUCGUUGAAUGUUAAGAUCAAUGAUCCUAGUGAAUCUCACAAGAUAGUCUUCUACACUCCUUCCUUGAGAAUCAUUCAACCUCACAGAUUUGUUGUCUAUAAGCUCUUUGACAAUCUUGGUGUCUUCAUCAAAGUUGCCAAGCAUCUCGUCAUGUUGUUGAAGUCAGAGAAGAAGAAUGAUAUCGUAUUUCCAAAGGAAUCUCCUCCUUUGAAAAUACCGCACAUGAGAGUGAGAGCUGCGAAGUUGAUGUACACCGUCGAAGAUGACCCAUUCGAAGCCGAUUUGAAUAUGAUUUAUCAAUUGGGUCUCGUUGAACAACGAAAGCGGUUGGAAAUCAUGGACUUAUUUGAAGAAAGGUGUAGCAAUGUCAACUUUGAAGACGACGAUUAUCAGGAAAAGCUUACCAUUGCUCAAAAGACCAUCGAAACGCUGUGGAUUCGUAAAGUCAAAGUUUACAAAUCAAAGCUAGCAGAAGAGAUUAUUAACAAUAAGGAGUUUCUUUUUGGUGCUGAGCUCAAGAUUCCAGAAGGUGAAAACCAAAGAGUUUCGGCUUACUACAAACAUGCUCCUUUAUUGCGAACAGUCAUGACCGGUUUUGACUUGGACUUAUCAUCUCCUCAUUUUAGCUUGGAGAAACUUCCGGACUUCAUCUAUGAUUAUGGGCAAAAAGUUCCUAAGGAUACUCGAUAUAAUAUGAUCAUUCCAACACAUGUUAACUUGACUCUUGAUGAGAUGAGAAUGCACAUGAGAGACUACCCUCUUCCGCUUUUAUACUUGCCAAAAUCAAAUGAUCAUAAGGGCAAAGGCAAAGCAUUAGUAAUGAAGGGUCAUUUGAUCAUUAGUGAAGCUUUGGUGCAAGACAAGGAACACCUUCGAAGACUUGAGGUUCCGCUAUCGAAUGUCUCCGAUAACACUGGGUCUAAGAACACUUAUGACAAACUUGUCAUUGAAAAGUCUAUGUCCACAGUGAAGCUCUACACCAAUCUAGAUAUUCUCUUUGAUUCAAAAGCAGCCGCAAGGUUUGUAUGGGGCCAAAGUUACCAAUUUGCUAUCCAGCAAAUUAUGUUGAAUUGGGACCAAUUCUCAAAACCACCUGUUGACCCAUCUAGAAAACUUGGAUUUUGGGACAAAAUGCGUCUUGUUCUCCAUGGAAAGUGCAAGAUGAAAACAGGAAAACACUCAAGCAUCGAAGUUGCCAUCAAAGGCGGAAGAGACCCUUAUGAUUUAUUCAACACUUCAUCCGGUUUCGUCCUUGCGUUUGAGGACCACGUUCAGUGGAAUACUAAUGAGGAUGAGAAUUCAUUGAAUUUUUUUAACAUCCUGUCACGGAAAGUGUCGUGGUAUAUUCCUAAUUACAUGAAUGGGCCACUUGUAUGUUGGUGCCGUGAGAGCUCCAAGCCUACGCUUUUCUCAGCGAAUGACAAAAUGAUCACAUCUUGCCAUGCCUAUUAUUUAGAUGGGCCCCAAGUUUCACCGGCAGACAUGAUAAAUAUGGAUACUAGCGUCAUGGAGAAGGGUGUUGUUGAAUUAAGUGGUGGUGUGAAUUUCGUCGUUGGAUUCCUAUUGCAAAGAUUAGUUCUGGAUGACGAAGUUACAGAGAAAGGUAAACCUCACUGGGAAAUUGAGUUGUGCAAUCCGGAAUACACCAAGGAGGGGCAUGAUAGUUACAAGGGUUUUAGAAGUGACCGUCUCCACAUGGCUAUUUCACUUGUUGCCAACUCGGAGUCCAGUUAUAAUACCAUCCAUUUAUCUCGAGGAGCUUUCAACCAAUUUUUUGCUUGGUGGACUUUGUUUCAUGGGAAUAUGAUGCUUCCUGUCAGAAAGGGAAAGAUAUUCCUGGAAGCAAAGGAAACUACUAAAUUUUCAGAGCACUUGUAUACUAUCAAGUAUUUGUUCAAUCUUAAGAAUCUAUUCUUGAGUCAUAUACAAACAGGCCAGGAACUUGACGAUAGUGAAGAAUUUUCGGAAUCUGUCGGACUCAGAGCCAAGAUUGAUAGUUUCUUGGUCGAUUUACACCAAAGAAAGGAACCACGAAUUGACGAACAUGAGGACUUAAGUCGGCAAAAAAAGAUUCUCAAGAUGAAUUUCAACCGCGGAGAGGUUUCCUUGACCAAAAUUGACUUGCGUACCAUUCUCACCAAGUUCAAGAAGAACUUGUAUAAUCUGAAUGAUUCUGGAUUCGAUGAAAAGUGCAAGUUCACCAUUUUUGACAACGAUUACCAGUGGUUUGAUAGUCAUGAUUUUGAUGAUGCUUUUGCUCCUACUUCUAAAGGAGUGAAGACGAAGGUUGAGGUGCUUCCUUUGAUGUACUCGGAGAAAUUUUCAUAUAUUCGAGAUACUUCCAGCAACAGUGAAGAUGUUGAUUGGGGUCAUGAGAAGACACACGAUUGCACGUUGAAUCAAACUGAUAUCUUCUCCACUCAAAUAGGGAUUUUCCGUAAGCGUCUAGCUGAUUUAGAGGAUGGACUCCACAGAUCUGAGACCAAUAAGACUGAGAGCUCAGUCAUAUCUCAAAGAAUUGAUACAUUGAACAAGAACAUUAAGAUCAGUGAGUCUCAACGAAAACGUUUGGGUCGAAAAGAUAGUAUAGCGACUGUGAGCACAUACCGAGAGCAUUUCCAGAACAGGUUUGUUCUUAUUUCAAUGUUCUUAAAAUGGAAUGAGAAGGUUCGGAACUUGUUCAUGAAGUACAUUCAUUUUGUUCAACUCAACGGCAACUUGAAAAAAUACCUUUCGUAUGAAUUCAUGUCCAUGCUUGAGAAGCUCGUUAAGAACAAUGAUACGAGAGAAGAUGAUUUACUGUCAUUGAGUUCAUCGGUCUCAGGAACACACCGUUCCCUUGAGCAGCUUAAGGGCCAACUUAAUAAGUUUCAAUCUUCGCAAGAGCGUCUUGACAAUUUCGAUGAGAUCAUUCGGUCUGUUAAUGAAUCCGAGAUGUUCAAAGAAGACUUCAAAGUCGAAAUUGUAUCUCCGCAGAUCCAGUUAGGAUCUGAAAUGGAGAAGAAUUCUGUUGUCCUCAUUACUGCUCCUAUUUUGGAAGCAAAGAUUCUCUCGAUUAUCAAUAAGGAGAACAACUUGUCGGUAAGUCCAAAGGAGCUCGAAGAUAGGUAUGGUUUCCUCUUGCACGAUGCAUGCGUGAUGGUUUUGGACAAACAGGGCUUGCAAUCUCGAGACGCUUUGCUCGAAAAACAUCCCUACGGAACCACGAGCAACUGGCCACCAUUCUUGGGCAUUGAGGUGUGUAAAGAUAAUACUCUUGCACCAGCGAAGGACAUUCUCAUAGAGAGAAUGUCACUCAUGAUCACCUAUGAUCAAGUAAAGGCUCUGGGGUCUAAAAUUGAUCAGAUUGAGGGAAACCCUGACACUUCAUCCCGAGUGGACGACGAGGAAAAUGGUGAUGACAAUGUGAACAGAUUUAGGGUUGAUUGUCCUGAUCUAACGAUUCACUGCACGUCAAAGCAAUAUUUUACACUUUAUGUAACACUGUUGAGCUUAUUGCUUUAUUCGGAGCCAAUGAGCGUUCAUUUGAGAGACAAACUCUCCAAGUUGAAGUUCUCUAUCAAUUUCCAGGACUUUUCGGCAAUGCAUGGUCAUUUACUUGGACUCCGCAGGUACUUGGAGGGUACCAGAAAGGUUUUGAACAACUACAACUUCCGUCAAACUUCCAAUAUGGACAACGAGACUCUCAAUGAAUAUUUACUUUUGCAUUCCGAGGAGCAGAACAUCAGCACUGAAAUUGUAUUAAUAUUGCAAACAUUAUUCAGUGGAGAUGUGUUUACAGAUUCUUCGGCUCAAGCCAUGGAAGAAUGGCGAAUUGCUGCAGAUUGUAUUGUGCUCCACAUGCUCACUGAUAAAAGAGAACCUAUCCUCGAUUUGAAGAUUGACAGAGGAGUGUGCAAGCGAAUCAUCAAAGAGGAUGGUUCAAACGAUAACCGAAUCGAGAUUAAGAAUAUCGAGGGUAUCAACAAACUUAAAAAUGCCUACUACGACAAAUUCCUUGAGACAAUUUCUCCAAAAGAUGAGGAUUCGAUUGCUGUACAGUGGUCUAUGAAUAGACCUGUUGGUGGGAUUCGGAUCAUGGAGAGCUUUGAAAUCAGUUCAGAGCCACUCGAUGUGAAAAUUGAUGAGGAAACUGGACGGUCAUUGAUGAAGUUCAUCUUCCAUACUGAUGAAGAUAAUGGACUGUUGGUGGAUGUGUCUGCGAUGAAGGAGGUUGAGGAAGCUGUCAGAGAGCGAGAUGAAAUUGAUGGAAAUGUGGACGAAAGUGAACAUGAAGAUCGAAGUGAUUCUGACAAGGAUUCGAACAAGGAGGGAUUGGAGAAUUCUGAAUUAGAUGUGCCGAGACAAGGAAGAAGCAAAGGGGAUAACAGCUCACAUAGUCGAGAGGUUCAUUUCCGAAACCGAAGCCAAUCAUCGUCUGGUCGUCACCUCGGUAAAAAGGCAUCAACCAAGAACUUGUCUCUCAAUUCUGGGUCAGACACCACCACAGAUUUUGAUGAUAAUGUGACCGAGAUGCUUCAGCGGUCUAAACAAUACUUGACGAUUGUGUCCAUGACCUGCCAUUCUUUCCAACUCAUGAUUUCAUUGAGGAUGAAGAAGGGCUUCAUGAGAUGGCUCAACGUCACAAAUUUCAAAAUCAGCUUACCCGAAUGGACCAUCGAGCGGCAGGUGACAUCGAUGUUGGACAUAGCCAAAAUCUUCAAAAAGAUGAUCAUCAACGCAUUGCUUCUGCAUUCGACGCUGUUGAUCAAGAAUAAGUUGUCUUCUCGAGCGACUAAUGCUCGCCAGUCGUUGACUAGAAAAUCUUGA